CGGCGGAGCCAAGAGGCCCAGAAAGCAGCGCUUGCUGUCCUGACUUGUCCGAACUUGCCCGGCUGCCUCUUGCCUCUCCGGCGGGGCGGCAAAGAACCUCGUUGCCUGAAAGAAGUGGAUUUCAUCAGCUGUCCAACGCUUUUGGGAAACAGGUCGAAGCUCCCGAAGAACCAUGCCCCCAAAGCGCAAGGCCCCUGCCCAAAGCCAGGCAGCAGUUAAGGGCAAGAAGAUUAAACAGGAACCAGAGGUAACCCCUGAACCAGAGGAAGACAAUUUCCGCUCCACCGUGGCAGCACUGAAGGCAGCUCCAAAGGAGAAGCUCAAGGCCAAAAUCGAUUCUGCCUGUCAGCUGAGCAAUACCGACGGUGCCAAGAUUCAUGAAGACUACGACUGCAUGCUGAACCAAACCAACAUUGGCAACAACAACAACAAGUUUUACAUCAUCCAACUCAUAGAUUAUAAUGGGAACUUCAGCUGCUGGAACCGCUGGGGCCGUGUGGGGGAAGUAGGACAGUCAAAACUCAGCAGCUUUCCGUCCGUGGAAGCUGCCAAGAAAGAUUUUGAGAAGAAAUUUCGGGAUAAAACGAAGAACAGCUGGUCUGACCGGGAGAACUUCGUAGCUCAUGAUGGCAAGUACACCCUGAUCGAGGUGCAGCAUGGGGAUGAAGAGGAGCAAGAGGUGACAGUGAAGGUGGACGCUGUAGAUGGAGCGAAGCUGUUGAAGCAAAAGAUACGGUCCUGCACCUUGGACAAGCCUACCCAGGAGCUGGUCUCACUCAUCUUCAGCAACGACAUGUUUAAGGAAGCCAUGCAGACCAUGAAUAUAGAUGUGAAGAAGAUGCCUCUGGGGAAGCUGAGCAAGCAGCAGAUUGCCAAAGGCUUUGAAGCUCUGGAGGCCAUCGAGGCAGCCCUGCAGAAGCAGCCUCUUGACCAGAAGCAGCUGCAGGAUCUUUCCUCUCGCUUUUACACCAUCAUCCCCCACAACUUUGGUCGUUCUCGGCCUCCGCCCAUUGACACGCAGGAAGUGGUCCAGGCUAAGAAAGACAUGCUGCUGGUCCUGGCAGAUAUUGAACUGGCCCAGAGUUUACAGGCCCAGAAGAAGAAGGAAGAGGAAGAGGAGGAAGAAAUGAAGGUGGAAGACGUUCCACAUCCAUUGGACAAGGACUAUGGGCUCUUGAAGUGUGAGCUCACCCUGGUGGACCCUUCAGCAGAAGACUAUAAGUUGAUUGUAACCUAUGUGGAGAAAACAGGUUGCAGUUACCGAAAGCUUCAAGUCCUGAAUGUCUGGAAGGUGAACAGGGAGGGUGAGGGUAGUCGUUUCCAUGUUCACAACCACUUGGAGAACAGGCGCCUGCUGUGGCACGGCACCAACGUGGCUGUCAUUGCUGCCAUCCUGAAGAGCGGCCUGCGCAUCAUGCCACACUCCGGCGGCCGUGUGGGCAAGGGCCUCUACUUUGCUUCUGAGAAUAGUAAAUCAGCAGGAUACGUGGGCACCACCUCCAAGCGGGUGGGCAUCAUGUUCCUGAACGAGGUGGCCCUGGGCAAAGAGCAUCGCAUCAUCCAAGAUGCCCCUUCGCUAUGCAAGCCCCCAGAUGGUUUUGAUAGUGUCAUAGCCUGUGGCAGGACUGAGCCCAACCCUGCGAAUGAUAAAAAGCUAAUGCUGGAUGGGAAAACAGUGCUGGUAUCCCAAGGAAAGCCUGUUCCCAUGACGAAGUACCAGAAUUCCAACUUCACCCAGAGCGAGUACCUGAUCUACCAGGAGAGCCAAUGCCGCAUUCGCUACCUGAUCCAGCUGCACUUCUGAGGCACGUCGCUCUCCCGCUGGGCCCCGCCUAUUCACUGCAGAGGGCCUGGUCUUUCCUCCAUGGAUUGGCCAUGUGUCAGGGCCUUGGCGUAGUCGGCUGUGUUCCCCAGCCCUCUGUGGAUGGCUCGCUCAGGGAUUCUAGGAACCCAACUUGCCUGCGAAGAGAGAAAUAUCAACCCAGCUUGCUCUGAGCACCCUGCUGGGCUCCCUAAGGCAAACUAAAGCUGCUUUAUGACAUCCGGCAUGGCAAAGAUGAUGUAGUGGCCCAAGUGAUACUCCAAAGAAAACAUUGACUGGGGCACACUGCUUUCAGAUGCACUUUGGACCCCUGUAAACUGUAAAUAAAAGGAUGUGUAUUAAGUCCA
Molecule: messenger RNA, 2169 nt
Organism: Elgaria multicarinata webbii
Lineage: Eukaryota; Metazoa; Chordata; Lepidosauria; Squamata; Anguidae
Gene: PARP3
Product: poly(ADP-ribose) polymerase family member 3
Exons: 11
Coding region: 173-1804 (543 amino acids)
Biological process (GO): double-strand break repair; protein poly-ADP-ribosylation
Cellular component (GO): site of double-strand break; nucleolus
Molecular function (GO): NAD+ poly-ADP-ribosyltransferase activity; NAD+-protein mono-ADP-ribosyltransferase activity
Source: RefSeq, a predicted model, not a curated record